Sinocyclocheilus rhinocerous is the source of this 2284-nucleotide messenger RNA. Its product is annotated as aggrecan core protein-like. The transcript is spliced from 11 exons. Gene Ontology annotation, biological process: bone development; articular cartilage development. Bases 51 to 1988 code for a protein of 645 amino acids. NCBI's taxonomy places the organism in Eukaryota, Metazoa, Chordata, Actinopteri, Cypriniformes, Cyprinidae. Gene Ontology annotation, cellular component: extracellular matrix. The record is from RefSeq and is a predicted model, not a curated record. Gene Ontology annotation, molecular function: protein binding.
AAGAUGGCUGCUGGGUUAGAUGGUGACUUCUUGGCUCUUGCAACAGGAAGAUGGUAACGCUGAGGUUGAUGUGGGGACUCCUGGUCCUGUGUGUGGUGGCAGCCUCUCCCCGCAGAUACAUCCGACAAGCAGAACUAGAUAACUACGACAACAACAAUGUGGAUUUAGACCUGAAUGUGGAUAGCGAUGAUGUCUAUGACUAUUACGAUGGAAUUGAUGAACCACAGAUAGAGAUUGGCACCUUGAGCCCUGAUGAGGACAUUGAUCUUUCACAUCAUGCCUCAUUGGAGGAAGAAGAAGAGGAGGAAGAAUUACCCAUAAAGCCUCAGCUUAUUCCAACUGGCUCUGGGGAGUCCGGGACUCUGAUGGGCCCUAGUGCACAGGGAGAGGAGGAGCUUCGUCUGACGCCCAUUGACAUCCUUCAGAUUUCUGGGGACAUUUCGGGUUCUGGUGACUUGGGCUCUGGAGACUUAUUUGACGACAAAGCAUCCGGUUCUGGAGAGCCUUUGGGCUCUGGAGGUUCUGGGACCUCUGGUGACAUAUCAGGUUCUAUGGACUCAGAGGACCUUGGUUCUGGAGUCUCUGGGCUUUUUGGUUCAGGCAUAAUAUUGAUCUCAGGUGGAGAGGAGGAGCUCCACUUGACGCUUGAAACCAUUCCACACGAGGCCUCUGGGGAUUUUGGGGAGUCUGGAAUCUCUUGGGUGUCUGGAGCUUCUGGGUUACCUGAGUUGUCAGGAGAGCCUUCAGCCUCUGGGGUUCUUGAUGUAUCUGGAGAGCCUGUGGCUUCUGGGGUACUUGAGGUAUCAGGAGAGCCUGGGGCCUCUGGAGUACCUGAGCUGUCAGGAGAGUCUGGGGCCUCUGGGGUACCUGAGGUGUCAGGAGUAUCUGAGGUUCCAGAGAUUUCAGGAGAGUCUGGGCUCUCUGAGGAGACAGAGUGUUUCGGAGAGUCCGGGACCUCUGGGGUGCCUGAGACGUCUGGAGAGCCUGUGAUCUCUGGGCUGCCUGAGGCGUCUGGAGAGCCUGUGAUCUCUGGGCUACCUGAGGUGUCUGGAGAGCCUGAGAUCUCUGUGCUGCCUGAGGUCCCUGAAAAGCCUGGACCCUUUGAUGUGUUUGGAGGGUCUGGGGUCCCCGAAGAGUCUAAACAGCCUGAGGUCACUUUGGAGUCAGGAGAGUCUGGGAUCCCAGAGGAGUCUGGGGUGACUGAGGCCCUAGUCGUCACCACUGAAAUAUUAACUCCUGAUUUAGAUGAAGAGGAGGAGAUACUCCUAACUACCCCGACCACUCCCUUGGAGGGGACUGGGGGUGAUAUAGGGUCAGGGGUACCUGCUAUUGACAAAGAUAUUGACACAGAUACAACAGGUAUGGGUACCUGUAUGCUCUGCACCUGCCUGGUCGGAUCUGUGUACUGUGAUGACCUGAAGCUGGACCAUGUUCCUCCCCUCUCCAAAGAAACCACUCAUUUCUAUGCCCGCUACAACAAAAUUGCUAGGAUCGGCAAGUUUGACUUCGCCAACCUGAAUAAAUUAAAGAGGAUCGAUCUGACUAGCAAUGGCAUAUCCAGGAUUGAUGAUGAUGCUUUCUUUGGCCUUCCUGCUCUGGAGGAGUUGGUAUUACGAGAGAAUAGUAUUAGACAACUUCCUGCUCUGCCACCCUUUAUGACCCUUAUUGAUGCCUCUCUCAACCAGCUGGGCAGCACUGGCAUUCAGAGAGAAGCUUUCAAGGACAUGCCAAGGCUACUUUACCUUUACUUGACAAACAACAACAUAGACCACAUCCCGGUUCCUUUGCCUGACAGUCUGCGCUCUCUGCACCUACAGAAUAACAAUAUCCAAAUGAUGCAUGAGGACACCUUCUGCAAUCCACAUGACUUGAAUUACAUCCGCAACGCUCUUGAGGACGUUCGCCUGGACGGUAAUCCCAUCAACCUCAGCAGAACCCCACAGGCCUACAUAUGUUUGCCACGUAUCCCCGUUGGUGCCCUUAUUUAAGCUGAGAAAACGCACACUCAAAUGCACGCGUACAAAACUCACACGUAUGCACAAACUCCUCUGUGAGUACCUCUCUCUCUCUCUUUUUUUUUUUAAACUUUGGGCUCAAGCAAACACUUGGAUAUGAAUGGCUGUCUUUAAAGGAGCUUGGCAUAAAUACAUAAACUCACACUCACAGGAGUUCUGGUGGACACUUCCAACUCUACGCUGCUUGUGUUUCUACCUUUUUACACAGUACAUACUUUUCAUAAUGUAGGUGGUUUGUAAUCAUAUCUGGAUUUAUGACGUCUCAAAAA